Fusarium subglutinans is the source of this 1770-nucleotide messenger RNA. RefSeq names its product mitochondrial-type heat shock 70. Bases 1 to 1770 code for a protein of 589 amino acids. The record is from RefSeq and is a predicted model, not a curated record. Lineage: Eukaryota; Fungi; Ascomycota; Sordariomycetes; Hypocreales; Nectriaceae. Gene Ontology annotation, molecular function: ATP binding; ATP-dependent protein folding chaperone. The transcript has 9 exons.
AUGACGGCUAACAAGCCAGUUGAUGAUUUUAUCAUCAUUGGACUCGACUUCGGGACAACGUAUUCGGGAAUUGCUUGGGCGUAUUCUAGAGAACCGGAAGAGAUCGAACUUGUUACAAGCUGGGAUUCUGAGUUGAACCGUUGUUCUGACGUCGAGAAAGCCCCUACUCAGUUGCUCUACGACAACAAUAAAGGCACGUCCUGGGGCUACUCAAUCCCCGCCAGUGAAGAUGCCCUGAAGUGGUUCAAGCUUCUAUUGCUCGAUAAUGAGGAUGUUCCCAUCAGUGUUUCAAGGUCCUCCCAGCUCCGUCAUGCCCGGGAACUUCUGGAUAAGAUGAAGAAGGAUCCGGUGGAGGUCAUCGCUUGCUAUUUGCGAAAGCUCUGGAAUCAUGCAAUUGACUCUAUUCAACGAACUGUUGGAGUUGAGCUACUGAAAAAGUCACCAUUUCACGUUGUGAUUACCCUGCCAGCAAUCUGGCCCCCUUACGCUCAGCAGCGCAUGAAGCAGGCUGCCAAAACCUCAGGUAUUCUCGAUGCUAGAUCAUGCGGUGAGACCAAACUUCGUUUCAUCUCAGAGCCGGAGGCUGCAGCCCUAGCUACCAUCAAGGAUCUUUCGAAGAGGUCAACUAUGAAGAUUGGGGAUACAAUGGUUAUUUGUGAUGCUGGAGGGGGAACCGUAGAUUUGAUCAGCUAUCAGAUCGAAUCCAUCUCGCCAUUCGUGGUCAAAGAGUGUGUCAAAGGCGACGCUCAUCUCUUAGGGGGACUCUGCGGAGGCGUUUUUCUUGAUGAAAAGUUUCUGAAGCUCGUCAAACGAAAGCUCACGCCUGGGUCAUGGCACAGCGUCAGCUCUGUCGAGGAGAAAAAGUUCUUGAACGAGUGGUGGGAGCAUGGAAUCAAGCCUCAGUUCUCUAACCAGAAUAGGGACUGGGUCGUGGACUUACCUGACAGUUGUGAUGCCACGAGCUCAAGCGGAAAGCUCAAACGGCGAAAGACGCUUGAGCUUAGCUCAAGCGACAUUCUGUCUGCAUACACUCCCAUCGUCGACAAGAUUGUGGCACUUGUGCGUCAACAGACUAAGGCUGUUGAGGUAAAGCUUGGAAAGUCAGCAAAGUACAUCAUUCUUGUCGGUGGCUUCGGUCGUAGCUCCUAUCUGUACAGCAAGCUUCAGUCUGCCUUUUUUGAGAGCACAGUUCUACAGUCACGCGGGAACAAGCCAUGGUCAGCUAUCUGUCGCGGUGCUGUAGUUCACGGCAUUACAAACCACGGCCUCUCAGCAACCCUAGGUGUGACAGUAGGCGCACGGGUGGCUCGAAACAGCUAUGGAGUGAGGUUCGGAUGCAAGUUUGAUCCCCAGAAGCAUCGGCAAUGUGACAAACAUUGGUCGGAACAACGUCAGGAGUGGAGAGCUGGCAACCAGAUGGAAUGGUUUCUGCGGGAGGGCGACAAUAUGUUGACUAAGAAGCCAGUCCGACAGAGCUACGAACGACUGUACACUGAGAAGAUUGGGCAGAUCUUUGAGACGAUCCACAUCUCUUCUGAGUUCCCGCCACCCAAAGCUUGGGGACCGGCCGUAGAGAAACUAUGCGAGAUCCGCUGGACACGCAACAUCAGCCUCGAAUCUCUUCCAACAUGGACCAACCCGCUGGGAAAAGUCUAUCACAAACUCAGCUACGAAAUCGAGAUGACCUGCGAGGACGGGACAGUGGACUUCACCCUCUAUCACGAGGGCAAACGCGUCGGUGCUCACAACGUCGAUGUCCAGUUUUGUUAG